Cetraspora pellucida is the source of this 1632-nucleotide messenger RNA. NCBI's taxonomy places the organism in Eukaryota, Fungi, Glomeromycota, Glomeromycetes, Diversisporales, Gigasporaceae. The record is from the annotation of a GenBank genome assembly.
AUGAUAGAAUACAGACCCCUAAUAUUUUAUGAUCAUCCUAGAGAAGAUCCAGAGGAUUGGCUCAGAGAAAUGCAAAGAUAUAUAGUAGCUAGUCGAAUAAAUGUUGCACCUGGUGCAGGUCAGGUCACUGGAAGAGAAAAGGCAUUUGGAUUGAUAAUAUCAUAUAACUUAGAUGUAGCUACUUUAACUGCUGUUCGAGCAAUAGGUGCUGGAAAUGGUAGUAAUCAGAUUGGUGAUUUGAAUAUUGCAGGAGCAUUUCAUAACAAAGCUAGAGCAGAAAUUGGUAGAAUUGGAGCAGGUGUUGCAACUGAUGAAGACUGGUCUAUAGUCAAUAGUGAACUUACAGAUAAUGCACCAGUUGCACCAAAUGCUGAUGGAGGUUUCACUACUGUUACAAUUGCUUCUAGUAUUAAGCUUAGGCAACUCCUUUAUCUAUUUAGUACUUCUUAUAUGACAGUUGAAUACUUAAAACAAAUGGCAGUUUUUGGUCAACUCAUGCAAGAAGAUAUGGAUGUUAAAAAGUUCUCUACUCGAAUCAAAAAGGAAAAUAUCACAAAAGCCUUAGCUGAAGUAGAAAAAUUUACACUUUCUCAAAGAAAUGCACUAUCUUCUCUUUCUGCUUUUCCAGCAGCCAAUCCCUACAUAGACACUAACAAAUCAGGAAUGACUAAAACUGAAAUCGUGGAUUUAAUAAAAACCACAAUGGCAUCCUCAGAGUCUCAAAUGGCUCAACAAAAUACUAAUUUGCAGUCUACCAUUAAAUCCUUUCAAGAGACUAUGUCUCGAGCAACUAAAACUCUAGAUAAUAGUAAAAAAUCAUCUAAGAAGAGAGCAAAAGAUACUGCCAUUAAUUACUUUUUAAGUAACUUACUAAGAAAAAAUCUAGGUAAACACUCUGCCAAUAAAUAUGAUUAUGAUUCUAUAGAAGAUAUUUCAGAUAGUUUAGCAGGAUUAACAUUAAAUAGUGUUAUAAAAACUGCUAUUAGACAUGCUAUUAAGAAAUCAUCAGGUUACAAAUGCUCUAUCUAUCCGAAUUCAGAUUCAAAUACUUCUUCUGAUACUUCUUCUAGUGAUAGUUCUGACUCUAAUACAAGUUUAGAGGAUUCCUCCGAUUCUGGAGAAUCUCCAAGUAAUACUUCUCUAAUUACCAAAGUUGUAUCGCUAGAUCUAGAUAAAAAAGAAGAUUUGGAUGAUCUGAUAGAGAUUGAUUUCGUUAAGAAGAAGGAGCCAAAAACAAGUAUCACAACUGUAAAGUAUAAAAUUAAGCACUUAAAGAUUCCAGUCAUGACAGUGAACUCUGAGACUGAACUUUCCAUUAUAACAGAAAAUAUUGUUAUACAUGUAGGAGCUAAAAUUGAUAAAUCUGAAACACAUGAUUUUAGUGGUAUUGCCACUGUUUCAGUUAAAUCUGUUGGAAUUGUUCGCAAAUUACUCAUUACUCUAGCUCAGGCUCUUUUGAAAAAAUACAAUUGUGCAUUGGAUUGGAAAACCAAUAAGCUAAAAAUUCCUCUUAAUGAAAAAGAUUAUAUUAUUCUAGUUACUAUGCAUAAGGUCAAGAACAAGCUUAAGGUAAAUUGUGCAAACAUAACUCUGAAUUGUGAUGAUUUCUUGACUCUAAAUAACAUAUCAUAG